Salvelinus fontinalis (brook trout) is the source of this 1711-nucleotide messenger RNA. It is a transcript of the gene atp6v0ca, whose product is annotated as ATPase H+ transporting V0 subunit ca. Gene Ontology annotation, molecular function: proton-transporting ATPase activity, rotational mechanism. Bases 402 to 863 code for a protein of 153 amino acids. The record is from RefSeq and is a predicted model, not a curated record. The transcript has 3 exons. Lineage: Eukaryota; Metazoa; Chordata; Actinopteri; Salmoniformes; Salmonidae. Gene Ontology annotation, biological process: proton transmembrane transport. Gene Ontology annotation, cellular component: proton-transporting V-type ATPase, V0 domain.
GACAGCCUUCAGCGGACCAUACCACUAUUACGAUACAAUUAGGGAUAUCAUCUAAUUUAUUUGAUGAUUAAAUGAUGUACCUUUCUUGGCAACAAAUUAUAUUAUUUUAAUUCUUACGUUAACGAAAUGGGCAAGAAAUGACACGCAGGAUGUUUUGGAUAAGCCUACAUUGACAUAAUGGGACAUGCCCAGUGGACUGAUCAUGUGACAUUUUCCAUGUCGCCAUUUUCUACCGUUACGCCACUGUUUCUGUGAAGAGGUGGAUUCUUCGACUGUCGUCCUUGUGCUGCAUGAAAGGGCCUUGCAAUUGACAGUGUUGAGAAUCGACAGAAACAUUUACGUUUAAAAGAAAGGAAAUACACGGUUGCGCGCUUUCACUGUCAGUAGCUUUUCCUGUAAGAAUGUCGUCAGAAAGUCCCGAAUACUCCCCGUUCUUCGCAGUGAUGGGAGCAUCUGCGGCUAUGGUCUUCAGCGCACUGGGGGCGGCCUAUGGCACGGCUAAGAGCGGAACGGGCAUCGCUGCUAUGUCGGUGAUGCGUCCGGAGCUCAUCAUGAAGUCCAUCAUUCCUGUGGUCAUGGCGGGUAUCAUCGCCAUCUACGGGCUCGUGGUGGCGGUGCUCAUCGCCAACAACAUUUCAGAGAAAAUCACCCUCUACAAGAGUUUCCUCCACCUGGGUGCUGGGCUGAGCGUGGGGCUGAGUGGGCUGGCGGCUGGUUUCGCCAUCGGCAUUGUGGGCGAUGCAGGUGUUCGAGGGACGGCCCAGCAGCCCAGGCUCUUCGUGGGCAUGAUCCUCAUCCUGAUCUUUGCAGAGGUCCUGGGGCUCUACGGUCUUAUUGUGGCUCUCAUCCUCUCCACGAAAUAGAGAAAGAAAGAAAAGAGCAAAGUCCAUCUGUCCGUCCGUGUACGUCGAGUCAAUGCUACGUCAUCCAUUCCAUAUAUAAACAACUAAGAAAUAAAGAACAAAUUUGAGAGCAUGCCUUUACGCCUGGUUCCAAAUCGACUCCCUUUAGCCACUUCUUUCCUAGUGACACUACUUAGUCCUUUGUAGAUCUAUUAGGUUUGAAUAAGUGUUAGCAAUAUGGUAAUGGUAAAGCCACAAACCUACCUACAUUGCUUAUUCAUGCCUGUCAGAUCUACGAGGGAGGCAUCUUGAGGUGUUAAGGACUGUGUCUCAAAUGGCACCAUAUUCUUUACAUAGUGCACUACUUUUGACCAGAGUUAUAUGGGCUAUAGUGCUCUGCUCAAAAGUAGUCCGCUCAAUAGGGAAUAGGGUGCGAUUUGGGACACGGCAUGGGGUUGAUUUGAGAUUGGGCGUGAAGCGAAGAGUCUCCUAUUCCAGUCGUAUCUCUUUUCCUGUACAGUCGUCGUUGAGUCCACUAGCCAACCCCUUAUAAAUGCGCUUUGUAAAUGUAGUGACGCUUUUGUCCUGUGCGUGCUUGAGUAUCGGUUUACCUCCUUCCUCCCAAUUUCUUCUCAUUUGUGGGUCUGCUAAAUGGCUUUUAUUGUUCCUUUGUUUUGUUUUUUCUUUUAAUGUCCGAAGAACGGACUUUUGGACAAAUCAUUUUAUUUUUCUGGGGACCAUUUUCACAUUAAAGGACCUAACUAUUACGAGGACAUGGAUAACUAUUUUUUUGGUUUGGUUGUAUUUUCACAAAUUAUUUAUGAAGAUUUUGAAAUGUUAAUAAAACUGUUUUAUCGAGUUCCCAAUGA